Yarrowia lipolytica CLIB122 is the source of this 807-nucleotide messenger RNA. RefSeq lists its product as uncharacterized. Gene Ontology annotation, cellular component: endoplasmic reticulum. NCBI's taxonomy places the organism in Eukaryota, Fungi, Ascomycota, Dipodascomycetes, Dipodascales. The record is from RefSeq and is a predicted model, not a curated record.
AUGAAGUUUUUCGCCUUGCUGUCGGCGCUGUCCGCCACCGCUAUUGCCUCAUCCGAAUGCAUGGGUUACAUUGCUACAUACCCCCAGACGGGUGCUGCUCAACAGUCCAUUAAUGGAGCUGAGGCCCACCUCGUGUUGGCUGACACCCUGGGUCUGUCUAGUGGUCUCAACGGCAACCAGUUGGCCGAGAAGGAGCAGUUCUUUUUCGCUCUUCCUCAGAUGGGAUUGGGCCCUGUGGACUCCCAUACCGUUUUAUUCUCUGAUCAUGCUAACGACGACUCUGGGGCUCUUUACGCAAUUGAGUCCGCCAUCGAUAUGGGCGCUAUUCAGAAACUGAGUCACCGACUGGAACAAAAGCAUGGAGCUGCCAAGGCUUCCCUCAUAAUGUCGUCUUCGUCAAGCCACAUUGAAGAGCUGAUUUCUAACGCCGACGAAAAGAAUCCUGUCACCGUCGUGUACGCCCCCUCAUGCCUCCGAGCUACAAACAAGGAGAAACGUGGCGGCCUACCAGCCUCCAAGAAGAAGCAGGCUAUUGGUAUUGCCAGAUUUGGCUCUGAGGAUGAGUGCAACGAGAAGACAAAUAACUGCUCAGGCCAUGGUGCUUGCUCCAAGGGCCGUGGCGAGUCUGCCUACACAUGCAAGUGCAAGACUGGCCGAGGAGGAAAGUUGUGCCAGAAGCAGGACGUGAGCGUCCAGUUCCAGCUUUUCUUCUGGACUGCAGUUGUCGCUCUGAUUACCAUUACUCUCGGUAUCAAGCUCAUGAUGAGCGUUGGUAGCGAGCCUCUGCCUGGCGUUUUGGGUAAAUAG